GAUAAAUGGGGAAGGGAGAGCUGGCUGGGCAAUAGCAGCACGGAGCAGCCGAGAUGCUGAGCCUGCUGGUGCUGGCAGUGCCCCUCCUGCUGAGCCUGGCCCAUGCAGCCCCUGCCCCAAGCCAGGACCUGGAGAGAGUGGGCAUUGUCGGGGGGCAGGAGGCCCCUGAGAGCAAAUGGCCUUGGCAGGUGAGCCUGAGGCUCAAACUUAAGUACUGGAUGCACAUCUGCGGGGGCUCCCUCAUCCACCCCCAGUGGGUGCUGACCGCUGCCCACUGCGUUGGACCAGAGACCACGGAUCCUGCAGUCCUGAGGGUGCAGCUGCGGGAGCAGCACCUCUACUACCGGGACAGGCUGCUGCCUGUCAGCCGGGUCAUUACUCACCCCAACUACUACACACCUCCGAAUGGGGCGGACAUCGCCCUGCUGGAGCUGGAGGACCCCGUGAGCAUCUCUAGCCAUGUCCAGCUGGUCACUCUGCCUCCUGCCUCGGAGACCUUUGCCCCGGGGACUUCAUGCUGGGUGACAGGCUGGGGCAAUCUGAGCAGUUCAGAACCCCUACCACCGCCAUACCUGCUGCGGCAGGUAAAGGUCCCCAUUGUGGAGAACAGCGUGUGUGACUCAGAAUACCACACUGGCCUGAACACGGGGGACAACGUCCAGAUCGUCCAUGAUGACAUGAUAUGCGCCGGGAACAGGAAAAAGGGCUCCUGCCAGGGUGACUCUGGAGGGCCCCUGGUCUGCAAGGUCAAUGGCACCUGGCUGCAGGCAGGUGUGGUCAGCUGGGACAAAGGCUGUGCCCAGCCCAACAGGCCCGGCAUCUACACCCGUGUCACCCACUACCUGGACUGGAUCCGCCAGUAUGUCCCUGAGAAGCCCUGAGCCUGCCCCUGGCUCUGACACCUGGUCCGUGGAGGACCCAGCCCCCUCCCGUCCCCAGACCCCUGCUCCCUGCCCUCCCAGGUGCACCUUCACCACCUUCCCUGUUCCUUGUGCUGAUCCCCCCACCUUCCGCACCCUCAGCCCAGGGAGCAGGUGGCAGCACCAACCCCCAUUAAAGCUCAUGGAGAACAC
Molecule: messenger RNA, 1073 nt
Organism: Phyllostomus discolor (pale spear-nosed bat)
Lineage: Eukaryota; Metazoa; Chordata; Mammalia; Chiroptera; Phyllostomidae
Product: tryptase beta-2-like
Exons: 6
Coding region: 54-881 (275 amino acids)
Biological process (GO): proteolysis
Molecular function (GO): serine-type endopeptidase activity
Source: RefSeq, a predicted model, not a curated record